AUGCGUGGCUUGCAUCGCUUUUGCCUGGUGCCUGGUGUUGCCUUACUGGCAAGCCUACGUCUGCAGGCAGGUCCGCAUGCAUGCCGCUCUGCAGUUGCAGUAGCUGGUGCGAGGCGUGGGCGUAACACCUCCUGCUCUCGAGCGACUUUCCUCACGCACAUUGAGCUUCUCCAGGAGCUUCGUGCAGAUGCUGCCGCCCCUGUAGACCGGAAAGGAGCGGGAGCCGUGGCACUUUCCGGACACUUGGGUGAGCAGCAGGACCUUAGCUUUGAGGUCCUGGUGGCGGUGAUGCUCUCGGCGCAGACAAAGGAUGGCGUCACCUACAAGACAAUGCAAGAUCUCCGAGCUCAUGGUCUCAGUGCACAGAAAAUCGUGGAUAUGCCGAUUGAACGGCUCACCAAGCUUGUCGGAAAGGUCAACUACCACCACCGCAAGGCUGCGUACAUCAAGAAGACUUCCCAGCUAUUGCUCGAGAAGUAUUCUGGCAGUGUCCCAGAUCAACUCUGGCAGCUAUUGGAACUUCCAGGUGUUGGCGAGAAAACUGCCUUGUUGUACUUGCAAGUGGCCAAGGGCAAGGUGGAGGGCAUUGCAGUUGAUACCCAUGUGCACAGAAUUGCUAAUGCUUUGGGCUGGACCAGCUCGCCGACGAAGACGGCGCAGCAAACACGCCGCGAGCUGGAGAAAAUGAUUCCUCGACGAAUGUGGGGGAUGAUCAAUCCGCUGGUGGUUGGAUUCGGCCAAGAGCUUCGCGAGAACAGGUCCGAACUUCUGCGAAAAUGCCUUGGAUCCAGCAACCCGCGUUUAGCGCUGCAGCUGCUUUCCGACUGCGGCAUGAAGGUGCGGAGGGAGAUGGAAAAAGCUGGCCUGGACACUCAGAACUACGACGGAUGUCUGUGGGCUCCUCUGUGCUGGACGCGGACGCUGAGCGUUCGCCGAGCAAAUCCGCUCCACCUGGCACUUCAGAGGCUAUGCAGGGAGCACAUAGGUGGGCAGAGUUGUUUGCCCUGCUCCGAGCGCAGAAUUUUGAGACAGACGCUGUAUCAGGACGAUGAAGAGUUCCGGACAAGCCAGCUGGCCAAGACAUGCGUUUUAGCUCUGUGGCUAUCUGAUCGGAGUCAUUCGAAGUCCGUAGCGUUUUCACUCAAGACUUACCUUACCCAGCAAAGCAAGAAGUGGCAUCCGCGAGCAGCCCUUGCCUCGGGAACAUGGGCGAUGGCAACUGGACACCUGAACCCUUCCCUGCCCCUGGCCCGCUCCUUGAUCCAGCUCGGGCAUGAAGUUCACUACUUGUCUCGGGAGGCAGUUCGAGCUGCCAUUGAGAAAACGGGAGCAAGCUUCACCGAUGCUGCUGAGGAGCAAGUGGAGCUCUACGAGAAUCGCGAGCAGGACAUCAUGGGCGCAUUCCGGACUGUGGCAAGGGAGUAUGGCAUGGAAGAUGCACCGAUGAUGGUUGGCAUCUCCACCAUUGCUCCUCUUCAUCUGGAGCUUCAGCUGCCGGGGACCAUUCGCUGGCUGCAGCGGUUGCAGCCACACGUGGUGCUGUUCUGUCCAAUGAUGAAUGCCGAGGCUGUUUAUGCCGCCAAGACCCUCCAGAUACCUUCAGUAGGCUUGUGGACUUUUGCGGGUCCGGGCGGCAUGGUCGGCGUAUUGAACAUGUUCGUGCAACAAUCCGGAAUACCCAUGGAAGAGAUUAUGGCCCGAGUUGAGGCAUUUCAGCCAAUGAAGGACUGCGUGGCGAGGCUCAAGGAAAACUACAACGUCACGUUCGAUUUCAGGAAGUCCAUCUCGCCAAUGGGCUUCUUAAGCACGAUGUGCGAAACAAGUUUUAAUUUGAUUACAACAGCCGAAGAGUUCCAGGACCCUUUUCCCAGCGAGUUGUCUCGGGCUUACGCCGAGGGCGGGGCGAAGUUUGAGUACGUUGGUCCUUUGUUGGAGGAUGAUGUGCCAGAGCUCGAGCUUGAAGCCGAGAAGGCCAUGAAGGCCUUGGCUGAGGCCCGUGCUGUGGGCCGCAAAGUGGUGCUCGCCAGCAUGGGCACUAUUUUGGUUUCGGACACAGAUGAUUGUGGUUGGCGAGAUGUACCACGGGACGGCUCAGAGCAACCCCGUGGGUUAACUGGCAAGCAGCUGUGUCAGGCAGCUUGGAGUGCCGUCUUCGAUGCCUUCGGUGCUGCUUCUGAUGAGGCCCCUCAAGCCCCGCUGCUCAUAGUCGCCGUCGGUCGGCAGCCGGAUGCGCUCACGGACAUAGACAUCCCCGGAAACGCGCUCUGCUUGCCGGUUCUUCCUCAAGUUCCGCUGUUGAAAGCAGGUGUGGACUUGUUUUUGACCCACGGCGGCCAGAACAGCUUCAUGGAGUCCCUGUCUGCUGGGGUGCCAGUGGUGGUUUGCCCUGGGUUCGGGGACCAAGUGGUCAACGCAAUGAAAGCUGAGGCGAUGGGAGUAGGUCUUCAGGUGCAGAGGCCCGUUCCACCACAUGGAGAGGAAAUGGCCGCCAUUGCCAGCUACCGUGCCGACGUUUGUGCUGCUUUGGUCAGGGCUUUGCAGGAACCUCAGUUUGCUCAGAAAGCGCAGCGCUGCAAGGAAUGUCUGCGAAACGCAGGAGGGAUUUGCAAAGCCAGAGAGCUUCUGUUCGGGCUCGUCGGCCAGUCCUUCCCCAAGCUCCUCGGACACGGCCCUCCUGUUUUGCCCACAAGCACAAAGGCGUCAGAUGUGCCAGGCACGGAGUCGCCUCCAGCUGAGACCUCGGCACCUUAG
Molecule: messenger RNA, 2751 nt
Organism: Symbiodinium sp. CCMP2592
Lineage: Eukaryota; Dinophyceae; Suessiales; Symbiodiniaceae
Source: the annotation of a GenBank genome assembly